Messenger RNA from Closterium sp. Naga37s-1, 882 nucleotides. The record is from the annotation of a GenBank genome assembly. NCBI's taxonomy places the organism in Eukaryota, Viridiplantae, Streptophyta, Zygnematophyceae, Desmidiales, Closteriaceae.
AUGGCGGGUGAGGAGGAAACGCUGCUGGGGGAGGUGGCGCGUGACGCUGCCGCGGCGAGAACAAGGAGGGAAGUGGAUGUGUUGGGAGCGGUGAGAGAGGCCGGGAGAGUGGUGGCGCAGCUGGCAGAGAAGAUCGAGAAAGAAGUUGGGAAGAUGGGGCGAGCCGCUGUGUGGAUUGAGGAAAGGUACCACGUGACGGUGUUCUUGCACGCCCUUGCGGCAGCUGCAGAGGACGUGCGGGGGAGCACGCGCGCGGCAGUGGGGCGGAUCCGCGCACAGGAGGAGAGAUGCGCGCGAGGGGGAAAGAAGGAGAGUGAAGCAGUUGCGAGAGGGAAGGGGCGAGAGGAGGAGGUGAGGGGGGCGAUGGGCGCAGUGGAGAGGGCGGUGGAGGAAGUGCAGGAGUGUGUGGAGGAGCAGGUGGCGGAGAUUCUCAAGGUGGUGCCGCGGGUUAGGGACAAGCUGGAAGGGAGGGUGCAUGACGAGCCGGGGUGGACGUGGAGGGAAGCCGUGUGUUAUGCCAUGUCUCAACCCAGCAUGAGGCAGGUGUGUGCGGUGGUGCUGGGAUGCACGGCAGGAGAUGGAGGACUUGUGGACAUGCUGGCAGCCAUCACAGCGCAUGGGGACGCCAUGAAGGCGAAGGCACAGCACGUGUGGGGGCAGGUGCGUGCACUCGUGGAGGGGGUGGCUGGUGGGCGUGGACAAGAUGAGCAUGCGAGGCAAGAGCGUGAAGGCAAGGGCGGGGCUGGGCACGUGAAGAAGAAAGAGGAGCAAGGGGGAGUGGUGGUGAAAGAGGAAGAGGAGCAAGGGGGAGUGGUGGUGAAAGAGGAAGUGGGAGUUUUUGUUAACGAUGAGAUAAAGAAGGAAGCCAUGGAAGGCAUGUAG